Messenger RNA from Colias croceus (clouded yellow), 3840 nucleotides. RefSeq names its product laccase-2 (gene stw). Gene Ontology annotation, cellular component: plasma membrane. The record is from RefSeq and is a predicted model, not a curated record. The transcript has 9 exons. NCBI's taxonomy places the organism in Eukaryota, Metazoa, Arthropoda, Insecta, Lepidoptera, Pieridae. Gene Ontology annotation, molecular function: oxidoreductase activity; copper ion binding. Gene Ontology annotation, biological process: iron ion transport. Bases 18 to 2309 code for a protein of 763 amino acids.
AAACGAACAUUGUGAAAAUGGGGUGCAGUGCCAGAUACUGUUUAUUGACUCUAUCCUUGUGCCUAGUGACGGAACAAGCGUUCGGUGUGAGAGUGAUGCCCAAAAGGAAAAAAGAAGCGAUAAACGCAGCGGAUGAUCAAUCGACUUCAGCGUCAUGGUGGCAGGCGGGUACAGCGACACCAUUCCGGGACAGCAGCAACGGAUUCGCCUCAACUCACGGCAUCGUCCAAACCCACCCCACUGCCAACGAUCCGUUUGCGUCGUUCGGAGGAAUAGAGAGCACAAUUGGACCAUCGUCUAACCCCUUCGCUCAGACAAGCGGCAGCGGUCCGCUUAGCGGAACAUUCAGAAGCAAUCCGCUUCCACCUCUAUCGCGAAGUGCUAAUGGCAAAGCUGGACUAAAGCAUUUGGAUUUCACCAGCAGUGCAACAGCCGAGCUCCGAAGGAAUCCCGCGUUGUCUGCUCCCGAUGAGUGCGCUAGAGCCUGCAGGGAAAACGAGCCACCAAGAAUUUGCUACUACCACUUUACAUUGGAGUUUUACACUGUUCUCGGAGCGGCGUGUCAAGUAUGUACACCAAACGCAACCAACGUCGUGUGGUCACACUGCCAGUGUGUUUUGGCUGACGGAGUCGAGCGUGGUAUCUUGUCAGUGAACAGAAUGUUGCCCGGACCAUCCAUACAAGUAUGUGAAAACGAUAAAGUGGUCAUCGACGUCGAAAACCAUAUGGAGGGAAUGGAAGUAACAAUUCAUUGGCACGGUAUCUGGCAACGAGGCUCUCAAUACUAUGAUGGUGUGCCUUUUGUUACGCAGUGUCCCAUCCAACAAGGAAACACUUUCAGAUAUCAAUGGCAAGGUAAUGCUGGUACACAUUUCUGGCAUGCGCAUACUGGUCUCCAAAAAUUAGACGGUCUCUACGGCAGUAUUGUUGUGCGUCAACCGCCUUCCAAAGAUCCUAACAGCCAUCUAUACGACUACGACUUGACAACCCACGUAAUGCUCAUCAGUGAUUGGCUUCACGAAGAUGCUGCUGAAAGAUAUCCUGGUCGCUUAGCUGUUAACACUGGACAAGAUCCCGAAAACGUACUUAUCAAUGGAAAGGGACAGUUCAGAGAUCCCAAUACUGGAUUCAUGACUAAUACGCCACUUGAAGUAUUCACUAUCACUCCUGGAAGAAGAUACAGGUUCAGAAUGAUAAACGCGUUUGCUUCAGUCUGCCCAGCGCAGGUCACUUUCGAAGGCCAUAAUCUAACUGUAAUUGCCACUGACGGUGAACCCGUCCAACCCGUAAAAGUUAAUACUAUUAUCUCGUUCUCUGGUGAACGAUAUGAUUUUGUAAUCGAAGCUAACAAUAUCCCGGGCGCGUACUGGAUUCAAGUACGUGGUCUUGGAGAAUGUGGUAUUAAAAGAGCACAACAACUGGGAAUUCUUCGAUACGCUAGAGGACCAUACCAGCCAUCUACUCCUUCACCAACCUACGACGUUGGAAUACCGCAAGGAGUGGUAUUAAAUCCUCUAGAUGCGAUAUGCGAUGUUAAACGAAAUGACGCUGUGUGCGUCAGCAAUCUGAAGUCUGCAAAACCUGUGGACAAAGAUAUCCUUCAAGAACGACCUGAUGUCAAGAUCUUUCUACCGUUCCGUUUCCAUUUCUACAAGCCCAAGGAUCUAUUUAAGGAAAACACAUACAGAAACUAUUUAGUUGCUCCCGGUGGAGACCACGUGCUCAGUUUGGUUGACGAGAUCUCGUACACGGCGGCUCCAGCCCCGCCCUUGUCCCAAAUGCACGAAUUGCCACCAGAGAUAUUCUGUAAUGGAGAUAACAGACCCGAAGACUGCCCCGUUGAUUGUAGAUGCACGCAUAUGAUUGAUGUCCCUUUGAACUCCAUUGUGGAAAUUGUUCUUGUGGACGAAGUGCAAUCCCCGAAUCUGUCUCACCCAUUCCAUCUCCACGGGACGCCAUACAACGUGAUUGGUAUGGGUCGAUCUCCGGACAAGAACAUUAAGAAAAUCAACCUCAAGCAUGCUCUAGAUUUAGACAGGAAAGGCCUAUUACACAGGCAGUACAAUCUACCGCCCUUCAAAGACACGCUCGCGGUGCCUAAUAACGGAUACGUCGUAUUAAGAUUAAAGGCUGAUAAUCCAGGAUACUGGCUGUUCCACUGUCACUUCAUCUACCACAUCGUCAUCGGAAUGAACUUAAUACUGCACAUAGGAACGCAAUCUGACCUACCACCUGUGCCGCCAAACUUCCCCCGCUGUGGCCACCAUUUGCCAUCGAUAACACCCCCCUACUAUCCAAUAAUACACUAGCUACUUGCAUUUCCUCCUAGAACCGAACAAUAACUUAGUUAGGUCAUCAAAUGUACGGCGGCAUGAUUUAAACUUCAACGUCAAGUAUUGCCAUAAUUUAUUUUGUUGUUGAAUAUAGCAACAUGCGACCAACUAAUACGAGUAAAAAUGUGAACAACUACAAAUUACACCUAGAAAACCAAAGCUCCUGUUACUUUUUUCCUCCUUGUUAUGCUCUUUAUAAUUGCUCUUUAUUUUUUCUAGGCGUAGAGAAUUAGUACGUUUCAUUUUAACAGUUUCAUCUUUGUAUUAUAGUUUUGUACAUAAUAAUUAAGUGAACUCGCAUAAAUAAGUUUUAAUGCUUUAGAUAUAAUUUUGUUUUGUGUACAACCAAAAUAUCAUAAAUGCUAUAGAAUAUUAACAGACGUCAAAACAAUAUUUUAUAUUCAAACUUUCAAAUGAUACAAAGUAUUAUGAAACGGCAAAAGUAUUAACGUCUUAAAUAACAUCUUAGGUUUUUAUAUUGUAUUUAUAUUCAAAUUUCAUUUCUAUCCGAAUGUUACCCAAGAUUUUGAAAUACUAAAUAUUAGUUUUAUUUAUAUUAAGUUUAUGUAAAAUAAUUAAUGAAAUGGGUGAACAUUCGAAUAAAUAUGGAUCAUUUUACUAAUUAAUAUAUAGAUUAUAGUAUGUAAUUUUAAAGAAUAUUAUUUAUGUUUACACGAAAUUCAGCAGUGUGUAAUAUUUCGGCGUGGAAAUAUACAAAUAAGAUAUUUAUUAUUCAUUGCAUUUUAUAUGGAUAGAGAAAGUAUAUUAUUAAGACCAUCAAAUGUGUUAGAUGCGAUCCUAAUAAAUAUUUUUAAUAAUAUUUAUUACGGUCUUAAAGUCUAGCCUCACUCAUUUAAGUUCGCACCACAGUCAAAUGAUAUUAUAACAUAAUCUACUUAUUUUCACUAAAUCAUCAUUCCGAGAAAGUUAAACUAAUUUCAAUCCAAACGAGGCUAACUUCAUAAAUUAUAAAUAAUUUUAUAUUCUAUAUUAUUCAUUAGCAAAAUUCAAAUGGUCGCCUUACUCCAUGACGUGACGGUAUUGCCAUGACGCGACCUUGAAAUUUUAUUCUCAACGCGCCUAAAGAAGUUUCACUUCAUAAACUAAGAAAAAAGUUGUUCGUCUCGUUUGUAUAGAAAUUAAGUGGAAUGCGUGUUAUAUUGACACAGAGUAAUAUUUUAAACUAAAGUAUACUGCUGUGGUUGGUCCGCAUCAAAUAUAUUUAUAAUAUUAUGACAGAAAAAUCCCUUAAAACUUUUUUUAAUUAUUAUUUACUACAAUGUUCAUCUUCACCUCAAUUUUUUGUUUUUUUUUUUAAUCUUUAAAUCUGCAUAUUUUGAGUCCAUUUUACUGUUUCUAUAGUUGGUAAUAUAAUUUAUAUUUAGUUAUGUAUUAUUGUUAGAAAUAUAAUAUUAAAUAGCGUGAUAAUAAAUAAAAUUUCCACGUCGAAAAGAAUUUUUGUUACUAGUGAAUAAUAGUCAAUUUCAAUAAAAUGUAUUUUUAUUCA